AGCUGGUUAUAAUAAGAGCUCGUCUGUAGCUUUGUGGCUAGGUUGCAGGUUGUUUUCUUGAUAGCCGCCCGGGCUUCGCUGUCGUCGCCACUGCAAAAUCGGUCAUUACAGCGGCACGCCAGACGGGCUGUAAACUACAGAUGGACCAGCAGGACCAGUCCUAUAUGUUUGCAAGUCUGACACGGCCUCACUCAGAGGAGCUGCUGCAAGGCCUCCAGCUCUUGCGGCAGGAUCACGAACUAUGUGACAUUGUGCUGCGUGUGGGUGAUGCCAAGAUCCAUGCCCACAAAGUAGUGCUGGCCAGCAUCAGUCCUUAUUUCAAGGCCAUGUUUACGGGUAACCUGUCAGAAAAGGAGACCUCUGAGGUGGAGUUCCAGUGCAUUGAUGAAGCUGCCUUGCAGGCUAUAGUGGAGUAUGCUUAUACCGGGACGGUGUUUAUCUCCCAGGAGACAGUGGAAUCUUUGCUCCCCGCUGCCAACUUACUCCAGGUUAAGCUUGUACUUAAGGAGUGUUGUUCCUUCUUAGAGAGCCAGCUGGACGCUGGAAACUGUAUAGGCAUUUCCCGCUUUGCAGAGACUUACGGCUGUCAUGACCUGUGCUUGGCUGCAACGAAGUUCAUCUGUGAGAACUUUGAGGAAGUCUGUCAAACGGAGGAGUUUUUUGAACUGACGAGAGCCGAGUUGGAUGAAAUUGUGUCCAAUGAUUGCCUUAAGGUAGUCACAGAGGAGACUGUAUUUUAUGCCCUCGAAUCAUGGAUCAAAUAUGAUGUAACUGAGAGACAGCAGCAUCUGGCUCAACUGCUGCACUGUGUUCGCCUUCCGCUGCUCAGCGUCAAAUUCCUCACUCGCCUAUAUGAAGCCAACCAUCUUAUACGAGAUGACCACGCCUGCAAGCAUCUGCUCAAUGAGGCCCUCAAAUAUCACUUUAUGCCUGAACACCGGCUGUCCUAUCAGACUGUGUUGUCUGCACGACCCAGGUGUGCCCCAAAGGUGCUGCUUGCAGUAGGAGGCAAGGCUGGACUGUUUGCCACAUUGGAAAGCACGGAAAUGUAUUUCCCUCAGACGGAUUCAUGGAUAGGACUGGCCCCUCUCAGUGUACCCAGAUAUGAAUUUGGAGUGGCGGUGCUGGACCACAAAGUUUAUGUUGUGGGAGGCAUCGCCACACAUAUGAGGCAGGGCAUUAGCUAUCGGAGGCACGAGAGCACAGUCGAAAGCUGGGACCCCGAAACCAACACGUGGUCUUCAGUGGAGCGUAUGGCAGAGUGUCGCAGCACUCUCGGUGUAGUGGUCCUGGCCGGAGAGCUGUGCCUUGGAGGCUAUGACGGCCAGUAUUACCUCCAGUCUGUGGAGAAGUAUGUCUCGAAGCUGAAGGAGUGGCAGCCUGUGGCACCCAUGACGAAGUCUCGCAGCUGCUUUGCCACCGCUGUCCUAGAUGGGAUGGUGUAUGCUAUUGGAGGCUAUGGCCCAGCACAUAUGAACAGCGUGGAGCGGUAUGACCCUAGCAAGGAUGCCUGGGAAAUGGUAGCCCCCAUGGCAGAUAAGAGGAUCAACUUCGGAGUAGGUGUGAUGCUUGGAUUUAUAUUUGUGGUGGGUGGACACAACGGAGUGUCGCACCUGUCCAGCAUCGAGCGGUACGAUCCACAUCAAAACCAGUGGACGGCGUGCCGACCAAUGAACGAACCCAGAACUGGUGUGGGCUCUGCCAUUGUGGACAACUACCUCUAUGUGGUAGGAGGUCACUCUGGGUCAUCCUACCUGAACACCGUUCAGCGUUAUGAUCCCAUCUCAGACAGCUGGUUGGACUCCAGUGGCAUGAUGUACUGCCGUUGUAACUUUGGUCUGACUGCCCUUUGACCCAUGGCCCAGCCAGCUAGGACCCAAUAAAUUACCUUAGACACAAAGAAGACUUUCUCUCUCUUUUUAUUAUUUUAUUAUUUUAUUUUUUUGGCUCUCCUCCUCCUUCCCCACAUUCAUCCUCCAGGUGCAGAUGAGCUUGCCUGCACAUUUUCGUUAACAUCAGAGCAUUUCUGAGUGGAUGGGUGUACCGGGCUAGCUGGCUGGCUAGAAGGGGGACUGCAGUCCGUGCUGCAGGGAUGAGGAAGAGCUGGAAGGUUCUGGAGAUAACGGAGGAAGGUGGAUGGUGUUUGGAUGACUGUCACUGGAAAACUGAGAUGAACGCUCUAUUGCUGCUGGACCACAAUGAGGACUUCGAGCUAUGUCUCAGAGGAUUGUGGAAUCUGCUUAUUUACGUUACAAAAUUCUUCGUCAAGUUUGCAGACAGUUUUAUGUUGUGCUUCACGUCCUUAAUUGUGCUAAAUUUUUUGUUUUGUUUUGUUUAGGAAUUUUUCUGCUGCAACCAGAGCUGUGUGUUCAAAUUUCCUAGAACACUGCAGUUUGCUUGUGCAUUUGAUGACUAUGUGGUUAUUGGCCAUAUAGUGUGUAUGUCUGUGUGUAUGGUCCAGGGGGUAUGUGCAUGUCAGAUAGAACUGUUUUGUUUUGUCACAUGUCUGCGUGCAGAACUGAUGCUUGGGCUCAGCAACGCAGGAUAAUUCUGCAUCCACAUCAGUGCUUGACAAAAAAUAGAAAAGUUGGAAUAUUUAUAUUUUCUCAAAAAAGGGCUGCCUUUCUCUUGUAAAUGGUCUAAAUGAAAUAUAUAGAUAUAAAUAUAUCCUCUAGUGCAUUGCCUGUAAAUGUUUUUCUGCACUGGCUCACUAAUGUGUGUACAGUUUGAUUCCCACAGCCACUGUAGAGGUGAAUUUUCCUUAAAGUGUUCACCACUAGUCUCUGCUUCAUCCUCUGAGCCAUUUAAAAACGCAAAACAAAGUUAAAAAAAAAAAAAAAA
Maylandia zebra (zebra mbuna) is the source of this 2841-nucleotide messenger RNA. RefSeq names its product kelch like family member 28 (gene klhl28). Lineage: Eukaryota; Metazoa; Chordata; Actinopteri; Cichliformes; Cichlidae. The record is from RefSeq and is a predicted model, not a curated record. Gene Ontology annotation, molecular function: protein binding.